Drosophila serrata is the source of this 1476-nucleotide messenger RNA. RefSeq lists its product as uncharacterized. The record is from RefSeq and is a predicted model, not a curated record. Lineage: Eukaryota; Metazoa; Arthropoda; Insecta; Diptera; Drosophilidae.
UGCAAACGCGUUCUAUUUUUUUUUUUUUUUGUAACAAGAAUUAAACGUGCUCGGGCUAACAUUUUUCGACGGGAAGGAAACGGGAACAAGGAAGGCAAGGGAAGACAGUAUGGAUCACCACACAUACGCAAAGAGUGGAUCCAAAAAAUGGUCCGCGGAGGAGAAGCAUCAGCUUGUUGAGCAGCGCAUAGCGGCUGACGAACUCUUCUCGAAAUAUUCGCCGAAACAUGCCGAGCCGUGGAAAAAAUUCAAGGACAUGGCCAAGAUUGGCGAAUUCAGCGAGAUUGCACUUCGCAAGCAGUGGUUCUCCAUGGUGCAGCGCUACCGCGUUCACAAGGCUAACACAGAGCCCGGUUCUCUGACCAAAGAAAAGAUUGAAGAAAUCAACAAAGAGUGGGAGUUCUUUGGGCUCAUACACGCAUACAUGAACCAGAAGACGGCCGAUCUGCAUUCGUAUGCUCUAAAGGAGCCGAAUGUGGAGACUCCGACUAACAACCUGGCUAUCUCCAAUGUAUACUCCUGCAAAGAGCUGAUGCUAGGCGUACUGAACGACCACAACUUUUGUGAGCGCUCGCCGCCAAAUGAGGGUGGUGAUACCACCGACGACGCGGACGAUCCGCCGUCAACAUACGAAAAUAACAACAAUAAUGAUGAGCUGAACAAAUUGCUGGCCGAGGCCACCACUCAACAUGAGGUGGACAGGGGCAGCGAGGACAUAUCUAAUGCCUAUCAUGGUGCUGACGAGAUGGAGUGCGGCCUAGUUAUGAUCGGCGGUGAGGUGUCACUCUCAAACAAUCACUAUAAUGACUUUUACGAGUCGCUAGAGUCGCCGCAACUAUCAUCCCCUUCACCAUCGCUAUCUUCAUCGAAACAGAUGGAGCAAAAGCCGAUGCGUAAAAUAGUAAAGAAGCCCAAACGCAAGCUGAGCGCGAAAGACAAAUAUUACAAACAUCGUCUUGGCUAUGAUCAGCGCAUGGAGAAACGUCUAAUGGGUCUCUGCACCGUAGUGGGACGUCUUCUGCAACAAUUUGCUCCCAACGUGGACGUUCAGCCCCUACUGGACAUGGGCGACGAUAGGGCCCUCAAGUCCCAGAGUACAGCUAGUAUGGAGAGCAAAAGUUAUGACGAGGAGGAGGAGGAGGGUCAGAAUGAUGACGACGAGGAGGAUGAUGAGAACGAGGAAAAUGGGGGUAAUGGAAAUGGAAUCGACGCAGAUGAGGAGGACGACGCGGAUGACAUAUAAUAGAGAAUCAGAAGCACCUCAAUUUCCAAUGAAAUAUUUUGUUGGACUUAGAGGCGUGUUAGUUCCUAGCUAUACUACUAUUACAUAUACAAAAUGGAAUCGCUGGGAAAGGGAGUGCUCACUUCUCAAUCCCAGUAGUGUGUCCAAUUCAAAAGACUUGAAAAAAAAUUAGAAUAGGAUCGCGAGCAUGCUAAGAAUGCAUCUCAGUGAUAAAUAAAAUAACACACAAGAUA